UCUGAUCGUUGAAGGUUAUCUAAUAUAAAUAACACAUUUUGAUCCAUUAAAUGAGCUAAAUUAUUCAUUAUGUUUCAGACAAUGGAGCUGUUACAAGAUGCUAUAUCUCACCUGGCCAAGGCCUAUGAUGACAUGAUAGCAAUAAGUGAUCCUCGGGUGUCAGGGUGGUUGCUAAUGGAUUCCCCCAUCCCAACGAUCAUUAUCACCCUUCUGUACCUCCUCAUGGUUUGGUGGGGGCCAAAAAUCAUGAAAUCUCAUGAGCCACUGGAGAUGAAAAGAAUCAUGAUGGCUUACAACUUUGGUUGUGUAUUCUUAUCAUUUUACAUUGUUAAGGAGUGUGUUCUAUGUGGUUAUAUGGCAGGCUACAGAGUACAGUGUCAACCAGUAACAUACUCUUAUGAUGAGUGGGAAAUGAGGAUUGCAAAGGCCAUGUGGUGGUUUUACUUCUCUAAGUGCAUUGAAAUGCUUGAUACAUUCUUUUUCAUUGUACGGAAGAAGAACUCUCAGCUAAGCUUCCUACAUGUUUAUCAUCAUUCAAGUAUGUUCUUACUAUGGUGGAUUGGGGUCAAGUGGGUUGCAGGGGGUCAAU
Messenger RNA from Anneissia japonica, 589 nucleotides. RefSeq names its product elongation of very long chain fatty acids protein 4-like. Gene Ontology annotation, biological process: fatty acid elongation, monounsaturated fatty acid; sphingolipid biosynthetic process; very long-chain fatty acid biosynthetic process. Gene Ontology annotation, cellular component: endoplasmic reticulum membrane. Gene Ontology annotation, molecular function: fatty acid elongase activity. The transcript is spliced from 4 exons. NCBI's taxonomy places the organism in Eukaryota, Metazoa, Echinodermata, Crinoidea, Comatulida, Comatulidae. The annotation marks the transcript as partial. The record is from RefSeq and is a predicted model, not a curated record.